UGAAGACAAAUCUCUGAGCUUUUGUAUAAGUUUUGCUUUUAAAAAGAGAAGUUGGUUAUUUGUGCUGCUGCUCAUCAACAGAGAAUCUACUAGUUAUCUGUUCCUAAAACUAUACGGCUUUGAUCUGCCCCAACACAAGAGAUGAAGGAGGAAUGUGGGAGUUUCAUGGCGGCCCUGUCUGUGAACGUGGUGACAGUCAACAUUUUACUGAGUGUCUUCUUUCUUUCAGAUGUUUUGGCUGCUUGUGGGAUGACAUCACAUCUCUCCAUCACAACACCAAAGGAGAUGGAAGCACUGAGUGGAUCUUGUUUGCAAAUCCCAUGUAGCUUUAAUCCAUCAGGCACCACGUUUAACAGCCAGGCAGAGAUCUUUGGAAUUUGGAUUAAAAAUGAAUCAGACUUUCGCAAGAAGGAAAAUGUCAUUUUCAACAGUAGUAAAACAGAUAACGUCUAUCCAAUGGAAAUUAUUGGAAAACUGAAUGAGAAAAACUGCACCACUCUGUUUUCUAAUUUAACCACAAGUCAUACAAACACAUACUUCUUCAGAAUUGAGAGCAAACCGUACAGAGCAACGUCUGUUUGUGAUCGUCUUCAAAUAAGAGUUAAAGAUUCUCCUCAGAGACCCAGAAUAGAAAUCUCAGGUGAUGUGAAGGACCUGAAGGAGAAGGAGUCUGUCACUAUAACCUGCUCAGCUUUCACUCCCUGUCCACACUCCCCUCCUGAACUCACCUGGAAUCUCCAACAAGACUCUCACAGACAAACAGAGGAAAACACAGAUGGAACCUUUACAGCUAAAUUCCAGAAGAACAUCACUCUGUCACACACACAUGAUGGAUACACCAUCACAUGUUCUGCCAGAUAUCCUGUGGAUGGAGGAAAACGUGUGAACACAUCAGAGACAGAAGAGACUCUCAGUGUUUCAUAUGCUCCUAAAGACACCUCAGCAUCCAUCAGUCCAUCAGGUUUGGUGUCAGCAGGUAGCUGGGUGAAGCUGAGCUGCUCCAGCAGAGCCAAGCCUCCCGUCAGCAGCUUCACCUGGUUCAAGAUCAGCACAGAGGGACCCGUUAAUGUGUCUGAGGGACCGGUUCACAGCUUCAAUGCAACGGAUGGAGGAGUUUAUUACUGUGUGGCUGCUAAUGGCUUGGGAAAUCAGACGUCCCAAACAAUCCGUCUUAAUGUUACAGGUUACUCUGAUGGAUAUACUGCUGUACCCUGGGAGGCUGUUCUUGGAGGAGUAAUUGGGAUUCUUCUCUUUGUUGUGUGUGGUUGUAUUUGUUUGAGGAAAACAAAGGCAGCAAAUUCAAAUGAACAUCAGCUCCAGAAUGAAACAAGCAAAGAGAAGGCUGUUCAAGAACUGGGAACAAAAUCAGAACAAGGAGAAGAAGAAAACAUUCAUUAUGGAGAGAUUAAAUUCUCCAAGCAAACAGCGGAUCCGUCCUCUGCAUCAGUGCAAGACAACAGACAAGACCUAGAAACUGUGUAUGCACAGGUUAAAGCAACUGAGCCACCAACCAGAGAAACGGUUGAGAAUCCAGAAGCCCUUUAUGCUCAAGUGAAGACAAAUUAGCUUUUGUUUUGCUUUUUUCUAAUUAAAAAUAAAUAUGUUCAAUAUUUCACUUCUACCAGGUGCUAAGUCUUAUUGGACAUAAAGGACACUGGGACGCUGUUUAGUUCCUCAAAAGGAAACUUAUCUCCACACCUUGCAGCAGUUAUAGAUGUGUGUGCUGUCAUGUAAUUUGGUUUGUGCAGCUCACACUGAUUGUAAAUAGAGGUCUCACAUCUUCAAGGAAACUAUGGGUUCAAUAUUAAGUCAAGACUUUCAAUUGCAGUCAGAGUUUGCAUCUGUAAAUCAAGCUUGUUGGAAAGGCUGUUUAUAAGGUGUGUGUGUUUGCCCUCUGCUGGCGAGUGUGUACAACUGCACUAUUGAGCACAUGGACGAAAAAUGUGAAAAUGAAACUUAUGAGCAGCUGUAGCAACUAGAGAACGGACUUUUAAGUUGGACUGCAACCUAAUGUUACGAGUGGUGUGUGAAGUUAUAUUUCUGCCUAAACGGCAUGUUUGUAUUCUUUCUAAUGUUAUUUAGGUCAUUUGCUUAUGUUAAAUGUUUAUCCCUUUGCCACGAGGCUCGUACAUGCUGUUAAGCUAGCUGACCCGUUAUAUAAUGAGUAACUGUUAGCCUUUCACAAGUUGGUAUAGACUGAAGAAACUGGUGGGAAAUUAGUGAUGGUCCAUAACUGGAAUGGGGUUAUUGUGUGAAACUACAGAACAGAUUUGCUUCGCUGUUGUUGCGCUCUCUGCUCCGUCAGAUUGGGAGAGGUACGUGGUUGUUUUGGGAGCUAAAAUGAGAGACAGAGACACAGCGUCUUCACUCCAUUUCGCUUUAUUCCAUCAAAACCAAUAACCCGCGUCAUCACUGUGCGAGCGCACAACACAACUCUCUGCUGGUCAAGACCAAUCAAUCAUGCAAUCAUCAAACUCUUACUAAAUUGAAAAAACUUAUAAAUUUUGUACAUAGUCUUUUCACCUUUUGUAACAAUCAUGAAAAACCCAUCAUGAAAUGACUUUUUUUACUCAUGUAAUUUCACUAUUAAA
This is a messenger RNA of Melanotaenia boesemani (Boeseman's rainbowfish), 2591 nucleotides long. Its product is annotated as sialic acid-binding Ig-like lectin 7. The transcript has 8 exons. Bases 142 to 1566 code for a protein of 474 amino acids. The record is from RefSeq and is a predicted model, not a curated record. Lineage: Eukaryota; Metazoa; Chordata; Actinopteri; Atheriniformes; Melanotaeniidae.